Lachancea dasiensis is the source of this 2916-nucleotide messenger RNA. NCBI's taxonomy places the organism in Eukaryota, Fungi, Ascomycota, Saccharomycetes, Saccharomycetales, Saccharomycetaceae. The record is from the annotation of a GenBank genome assembly.
AUGGGCAGGCCAUCUGCAAGGUUCAGUGGGAUGAUACCUUCUGACAACCUGACUGGUGCUGCAAGAUCAAAAAACACCGAACCUACACGAUACACGACACAGCGAAGGGAUGAUAAAAUACGCCACGAGAUCAACCAUAAUUUAGAGCGCACUUUCUUGUUUUCCGGACAACUAGCGCGCACUGCUUCAAUUUCACCGUUAAGCUCGAAUGGCAUGAGAUCUAGUGGGAAACGAUCUAUGGUACUUAACGAUGGAGACACGUCCGAUGUAGACAACAGUCGUGCGGACUUACCAACUGGUAUAGAAUUCAAGAGUAAGCGCCCAAGGUUCAUUGGAAGCCCUCUGGAAGCCUUGGACGAAUCCGAUUGUGAUCCUCUUCAGCGGCCCUAUCAAUGUUCUCUCAAUGGUACAUUCCAAGCUUUUCACAAUUCUGGUGGGCAGUCGUUUAAGAAUCACGCUGUCAUGAAGUUCCUUAGCGACAAGGAUCAGAUUUCAAUGCACAUCAGGUGGAAGGGGCAGAGCAUCGAAGGAACAGAGGUCAAUUUCCUCGUUGAUUGCAAGAAAGUUUAUUUUAGCCAACAAGAAAGACAUCUAGGCUUGGUGCUCAAGCAUCCCAGAAUACUCAAUUUAGGAUCGGAUGACGGAAUCAGCGUAUUUCUGUGGAGUGCACUGAGGGAUGAAAUUAGGCUUUCAGACAUCAGGGAGAGAAUUAGGUACAGAUUAGUGGAUCAUCAGAUUGUGGACGAUCACGGCACAGGUGGCGACGCGUUAGUGCGCCUAAUGAAGUCCGAUGCGAAAAACCAUCGAGAUGCAACCUACGAAAUGACCCUCCCUGACCAACAGAACACCAACAUACAAAAGUCUCGAUCGAGAGCAAAAAGUUUUACAGACAAAGACUUAAAAUCGCUGCGAAGACACCGCACAAAAUCGCAUUCAAAUGCAAGUGGAGAAAGGAUCAGCAAGCCAGAUGAAUCUAAUGUUCGUAACACCCAUACCACGCCAACUCAUCAGUUUUACGGCUCUCAAAAUCAGCCUUUCCAAAACUCGCUAAUGAAGCAUGCGCUUUCAUCUACUAAGCGUAUCACAAGAUCAGAAACCAUAAAUACGAGCCCAGAGGCGUCCCCACCAACCGAACUUUCGCUUGAUCAUGAGAUCCCAGAGACUUUCAAGCCUUCUCUAUUUUACAAGUUUGACGACAACACAACGCUGUCUGUAUCAAAUCAAGACUUCAAAUGUCUCUAUAACCACGACUGGAUUAACGACUCUAUUUUAGAUUUUUUUAUCAAGUAUUGGGCAGAAGCUUCAAUUAAAAAGCAAAUUAUCUCCAGGAACCAAAUCCACGUUCUAUCGUCCUUUUUUUAUACAAAACUGGUGAGCAAUACGGAUAGUUACUAUGAGAAUGUCCGAAAAUGGGUAAGAGAUACCGACCUAUUUACCAAGGAUUACGUGGUCAUGCCAAUUAACGAGAGCUUUCACUGGUUCGGCUGUAUUAUAACGAAUCUCCCAGCUUUACUAUCAUUUCUAGUUCAAGAACGAACUUUCAAUUCGAAAAAUCCGCCUGAAAGCCAAAAUGGCGAAAGCCAAAAUUCAGAUGAAAUUUCAAUAACUUCCCCGGUCGUGUCCAUAAUGGUGUAUGACUCUCUGCGCCAAACCCAUUCUCGCGAAGUGGAGCCUAUCAAGGAGUUUUUGAUUGCUUAUGCUUCAGAUAAGUACGAUUUGGAAUUGUCGAAAAACCAAAUCAAGAUGAAAACUUGCAUGGUGCCGCAACAACCGAACAUGAGCGAUUGCGGAGUACAUGUUAUUUUAAAUACCAGGACGUUUUUCGAAAUGCCGAAGAAAACUAUAGGUUUGUGGUGGGAAAGUAAGCUUAGGAAUAAGGCAUCUUCUAGGGUCGUCAACGAGUAUUUCAACAAACGAGAUAGAACUAACGCGCGCUUCGAACUUCGGGAAGUUUUGUGGAAGCUUCAAGAGAAGCAGGUUGAACUAAAUCGGACGAAAGGGAUUUUUGGUGAUGAAAGUAAUUCCAAUGAUGACGAGCGGCAUAGUGACAUCGAAAUUCUGGAGGAUUAUGUUGAACCCAUGGCCAACGAUGACAAUGAAAGUGAAAAAAAUAACAUAUCUGAGCCUGCGCCAAAAGCACUCGAUCUCCUCAGCAAUGUACCUUUGGCAAGUGCUAAUUUUCCUGACUUAGCUCAUAGUGCCUGCGAUGUAGCCUCAACGCCAGACAAGCGCGAAAGAACUUGCAAUGAGCAUACGAAAAACCUAACUCCGAAAGAACCAAUCUUGUCCUUAACGAAUUUGAAAUAUGAAAAUCCAGGGAAUAAAAGCCCGCAUUCAUCUCCCUAUUCCAACAUAUUGAAGAGCUCAGCGAAACUGGGACGAGAGGAUGUAUCGAAUAAGUCAUAUGCUGAUACAACUGCACCAGAAGAACAGGCACCUUUUGGGCCGAGUAUACAAACUCUGGCUACUGGUUCGAUUCGAAGUGCGGACGCAAAUGAAGGCAUUGCCAGUGAGAAUCUUCCGAAGAGUAUCAAUCACAGUUGUGGAUAUCCAUUCGUUUCUUCAGAGAAAAAAAUUGAUGCUCACAUUGGUGAUUAUGAAAGUGAUAGAAUAGUUAUUUCUCCUAGUGCAGAGAACGACGAAGAAGUUGGACUGGUAGAAGAGAAGAGCUAUCGGAAACCAAGGAAGCCUCAGCAAUCUGAAAACAUCCCGGUUUUGAAGGCUGUACAACCCCAAAGCGAUAGCGAUGGUGUAGAAUUUGAAGAAGUCGGUGAGUUGGAUGGGUCCAGCGACGAUGGGUCGGGUAUAGACCAUGGAAUUCCAGUAAGAUACCUUAAGAAGGGUGGGUUACAGGCGAGCGAAUCGCUUUCAAGUGGGCCUCCCAUCCACAAGUUUAGAAAUAAGCCGAACUAUUGA